This is a messenger RNA of Carassius carassius (crucian carp), 1071 nucleotides long. Its product is annotated as protein eva-1 homolog C-like. NCBI's taxonomy places the organism in Eukaryota, Metazoa, Chordata, Actinopteri, Cypriniformes, Cyprinidae. The transcript has 7 exons. Gene Ontology annotation, molecular function: carbohydrate binding. The coding region runs from base 1 to 822 and encodes 273 amino acids. The record is from RefSeq and is a predicted model, not a curated record.
AUGCAGAUCCAGAAUGAGAGAGCAUUUUAUGGACGCCGUGUUCCAAGUCCAUAUCUAUGCCUACACGCAAACCCAAACAUAACAGAGGAAAACACAGACUGUGCAACAACCACAGUCAUUCAGAAAGUGUUGUCUGAGUGCCAGAUUCGGCGGGAGUGUCAGAUUCCUGUGGUGAGUCCUGUGUUUGGUCAAGAUCCCUGCCCUGAAACCAGCAAAUACAUCAUUGUCUCCUACAAGUGCAAGCCAGAGCAUCAUCGUUCGAGAACGGUGUGUGAGAAUGAGCGAAUGAAGUUGGCCUGUAAGAAUGACACAGUUUUGGCAAUCUAUUCAGCCACGUUUGGCCACCUGGAGCAUGACAGCCUUGAGUGCCCUCAAGAGACUAAAUCAAAACCAGAUAUAGAGUGCUUGUCUCCGUCAGCCUUGAGGAGGGUGUCAAGGAAAUGUCAUGGCAGGACAAUCUGCUCUGUACUGGCUAAUGCUCAGGGAUUUGGAGACCCCUGUUUCCCUGGGACCAAAAAGCACUUGCGAGUCUCCUUCAGCUAUGUACCACGGUAUCUACUGGAAGAUGUUGGACGUGGAAACAUAGAUCUGUUCUUGCUCUCUGAUUAUACACAUGGUCUUCCAGAGACAGUGGCUUUAUACUUUGUCUCUGGUAUCUGUGCUUGUCUGUUCUUCUUGCUGUGUUUGUUCAGUCUCAAAUCCACCCUGAUUAGAGAUCUGAAAGACCUUGCCUCUGAGCUAGGAGAUGAGCUCAAGUCCUCCCACCUUUUCGCCACCUCGUACGCCCUUACCGCACACCAGACGUGUUCAACCCAGAGAUGAUAAUGACAUUGGUGAUGGAGGAGAGGAAGGAUGAGGACAAACCUGAGAUGCCCAAUGGAGGCAUCUGCCCUCAUAUCAUGCACAAAAUCAAAACAUCAUCUGCUUAAUCUGGAUGUUUUUUCUUCUUAUCUGACUGUUUUCCUUAUUAAAAGAAGCACUAAUUAAAUGAUUUAACAUGAGUGAAGUCCAAGAUUACAUUUUCUUAAAUGUGUGAUGUGGAUUGUGACAUUAAUAUCAAGCCCACCUGCU